GUCAGGAGGACCUGGCCAGGCGACACAGUCUGUUUGAGUACACAACACCGACAGUGACACCAGCAGUUCCAGUGGGGGGCCUGGUACUGCGAGCCUCAACCAAAAAACCGGUCCUUCUGUCUGUCAUUCUGGGAGAGCACCCUCCGCGGAACUCCCUCAUCUCUCUCAGUGACUUCAUGAACCACAUGAGUGGGUCUGGGGAGUGUGAUGUGAGAGGGUCCAAGUACAGAUGGAGCUAGACCGUCCACCAGGCUCAUCACCUCUCUAAAUCAUCAUCCCUCCUCACAACCACAAGGGGCCGUUGUCGUGGUGAACUCUGAGAAAUGCCUGCUCUGGCUGGAGAAUGUGUUGCAGUCGCUAUGGAUACCGAGGGGUGACACACCCACUCCAUAUCGGGGGUUGCCCCUGGUGAUAUUAGCCCUCGACGACUCAAUUCCAGACAUCCCCUCUCAGGCCGUCGUCCCUGACACCGCGCUGUGCAGGAGAGCCAAAGAGCUGGCCAACGCAGUCCAGUGUGUCCUCGUGACAGAGAGACCCACCGUCCAGCCCAAGAGACUGGUCCUCACCUCGGUCAUCUCUCCUCUCCUCUCCUCCCUCCUUGACUCCGUGACCAGCUACACUGAGUUUCUCUCUGGACGUCUCACGUAUAAUCCCAAGGCCCUCAAUGUUGCGGUGUUCACACUGGCCGAAGACCGUUACUCUCCCAAGGAGUUCCUGUCGCCAUGGUUACACCACCAAGCCGUGUGUAGUGACGGGAAGGCCCUGUUCAUUAACUGUCCGUUGGAGCGACAGCACAGCAUCGUUCAUCUCUCCUUCCACUCAUCGCUGAAUAUUCUGGAGAUAAAGUCAAAGGUGUUUGCAGGGUUCUUAUGUGGCUACUCCCCUCAUAGACCGGCCUCUAUCGCCAUUCUCAGACACCUUCUCUCUCAACUACCCAAUAUCCCUGUGCUCAUUAUUGCCAUGGUGACUGAUCCAUCAUGUGGAAAUCAUGUGACUGAUGAGGGGCGGAGACUGGCAGAGCAGCACGGAGCUUCUUUCCUCGCCAGCAACAGUCGCGAGUGGGGCAUUGGCUGUACAACGGAGUUCUUCUCCAAAUGCUGGUUCAGUCGGUUCUCGUCGUGGCAGAUUCAGAACUUCAAUCCCAGAGGAAAUAGAGACAGGCCCCUCCCCCAGCCGGUGACCACCAGUCACUCCUCCAUGCACGACCUCACCAGCAGCAGCCGAGACGAGAUGUCUUCCUCCCUCCCUGCCCCGCCCGGCCCCUCCCUCCCCCACCUCACUCUGACUCCGCCCGACCGAUGUCACCCUCGCGACCUCACUCCAUCGCGGGUUUUCUCUCGGACACGCCUCUGUCUCCGAGGUUGCUGUCUCCCCCCCCUCCCCCUUCCCCCCUCACCUCUCCUCCUUCCUUCACCUCCUCCCUUCCUCGCCCUUCCAAGAACAAGGCUGGGAAGAAGGCAGUGUCCCAGGAGGAGCAGAUAUACUCAGACCCUGUGGAGAUGGUGAUGGGCAGCCAGCAGAAGAAGGCCACACUCCAACGACGCCAGGAGCGGGGUGCAACCCUACCCCGUACCCCGGGGGGAACUACCCCGCUCUCCCCCGACCACACCGUCUUUCUUACUCCACCUCCAGCAAUCAGCCUCCAAAUUAGAGGCGGACACCUCGUACGCCGACCCCAAGGACAUCAUUAAGAUUCUCCCGAACUCCGACCUUUCGAGACUUGACGGGCCAUUUCUCCAGUCACCGGAGAUGUCUCUCCGCCUCCUCCUCCUGCUAGUCCCCCACUAACGAAUUGGGGCGGAGCUGGCACAGGGGAGGCCGACGAUCUUUAUGACAGCGUCCAACCGACAACGAAGCAUCGCCAGCUGCUGCACAACAAGGAAAAAGCAGCAAAGACAGCUCAUAAGAUGAUUGGCAAUAGGACCGAUCUCACUCGGCAAACCAGCAGGAAAUACGACCACCUCACAGAGGCUGAGGGUUAGCCCUGCAGCCAACAAGGGGGAAAUGACAGAAAUCAGGGAACAGGGGAAGGGUGAAAUAAACAACAGCCCUUCACCCUUCGGAGCGGACCACCUUCCCCCACUACGGCGUAUCCCAAUUGGGGGUCACCCACAGACGCAGCAAACUGGGGAGUACUACCACACAGUACAUCAGCCUAAACCAACAAGGGAAACCUUACGGAGUAAGCAAACUGUGAGGUCAGAGAGAAAGGCUCGAAUAGGACCCAUGGUCCUGAAAUUCUGGCCAGGAAACAGGUGAACAAAACCAAGUGACACCCAGCGGACCCACCAGUCUAAAAUAUAUGCUGUCGUCGACAGAAAAGCAGGACCAA
This is a messenger RNA of Geodia barretti, 2332 nucleotides long. NCBI's taxonomy places the organism in Eukaryota, Metazoa, Porifera, Demospongiae, Tetractinellida, Geodiidae. The record is from the annotation of a GenBank genome assembly.